Molecule: messenger RNA, 1560 nt
Organism: Phytomonas sp. Hart1
Lineage: Eukaryota; Euglenozoa; Kinetoplastea; Trypanosomatida; Trypanosomatidae
Source: the annotation of a GenBank genome assembly
AUGUCAUCCUCUGAAUCAGCUAACACCCCCAGUAACUCUCCCGUUGACCCUAUUAGUGAGCUUGAUGCUCGUUUGAGUUCGUUACAGGAUGAAAUUAAAUACUAUAACUCAUUAAAAGCACGCGCACAGACUGCCUUAGAGAGCCAUCGCAGUGAUUUGACGCUACUUCAGCAAAAAGAAAGAGCUAUUUUCGCUACAAAAGAAGACGAUCUCCGCCUUCAGUUACACGAAACCAUUCAGUCCAACCGCGAGGCCCUUGAACAAGUCGAGGAGGAGCGGCGGAAAGCGCAACAACUUUUCUGUGAGGAACUAUUGGCCACCCGCAGUGAAGAUUUGACACGGAUAAAUUCUCUGCAAGAGAAACAGGAGGCACUUUGGCGUCAACGGCUCAAGCUGGAGCGUAAUCUCAUGCAUCUUGAAAGUAAAAUAAAAAAACUGAAAGGUGUCAUGCGAAAUGAUCUUCAUAAACAGGCAUGCUUACACACAGAGCUGCAAGAGGCUAAGCAGGCAUUGUUAGAUGCCUCGCACAAACUGACUGGCACGGAGCGCUCCUGUAGUGUGUGUCCUAAAAACCACUCGGAGACGUUCACUCCCCUUAAAUACCCUACUUUAGCAUCUCCCCGGAGACUGGUGUCACCGAAAAGGCACUUUAUCCCAAGUAGCCCCACUAUUUCACGCGAAAAAACUGUACAGCUCUCACGUCAAGGCCGUCGUAAGAGUUGCGACGUCUGUUUUGACUUUUCCCCGCUACGACCUGGACAUCGUCGGCGAGACCGUUUAGCCAACAUACCAGAAUCCCACAACAUAGCGUCGAUGGUUUCCACGCUCGAACGACGCAACUAUUUACGCCCGAGGGCCUAUCUUCAGCAGCAGGGUCGUGAUAUGGGCUAUCAGUCCUCUUCAAUGAAGAUUACUGGAGGUAGGCCACUACCUCUCGUCUAUGCCGCCCCAAUGACGGUAAUUAACCCAUGUGUGGAGUCGCCCAGGCAGGCGCAUGGCGGUGAAGCCAAUGCGGCGACUACCAGGGUGAACGCCGCGGGGGAUUCCUCUGCCGGGAGCAAAUCAACCACAUCACUUACCAGCAGCUCAUCAUCAUCAAAUUCUAACGGCGCCAAAAAAGUGGCAUUUCCAGUACCCCAACAAAAGUCCAAGCGGGGGUCUUAUGUUCCUAGAACAUCUUCUCGCAUUAAAAGCCAAACCAAAUGUUCCGAAUCGUUAACCCCUUCUGGAUUCCCAGCAGUACCUAUUACCGAUGGUCUCGCAUUAAAUGCCGCAUGUCAAACGCUGAAAGAUGAAAUUACAGAGUUAGAGGAGGCAUACACCGCGUAUUAUAAACAGCUUCAUGACCCGUACUGUGACUCGGUUGCUACUAGCCAGCAGAUGCGGCAGUUGAUGCUGGUGAUCGAUCGAAAGGCGGACCAGUUGCGAACGCUGCGUUUGCAGCAGCAGAAACACCAAGAGAAGUUGCGCAUCCACCACGUCUUGAAGCAGGUAGAACGUGAGAACAAUUUGUGCGAGCAGAUGUACUCUAAUAUUGUUCACCUAGUUCGGGCACCGUAG